GUUUUCACGGACGAUGUUCUCUUGACCCGUUCAGUAUAAAAGCUUGAGCAUCCUCUUUUUGGCCCCAACCUCAGAAAAAUCAACCCAGACAUCGCUCACAGACGCAGUCUCUCCUCGUGUAUACCGCACAGUAUCUUCUUUCUUGUUCUCUGAGUCUGAACGAACGCACAACUGCGGAAAUAAAGCCAACAUGUCCACCACCGCGCUCCCAACGCCCGUGCGUGUUGUCGUUCCCCGAGGUACAGUCCGAUCCUCUUCCGCCGCGCCUCACCGCAGGAGGAGCAAAGACGCAACAACCGGCACACCCGUCGUCGAUGUGGUUGAAGAGGAUCUGGAUAUCUUCGGGAAAUCGAUCGAAGACAAUGUGGAGAAUGUUUUGUGGUUCGGUCCGGCGAACGCAGCGCUGAAAACUGUCGGCUUGGUCGCGUCUUUGGAUGACGAUGUUGGCGCGAGUGUUGUGGGUGUUUCCUCAUCGUUGUCCAGCAGCAGCAAGUGCUUUGUAUUGCAGAAGCUCGCUCACGCUGUGGAUUCGAAACUGCGGAAAAUUGUUGAACGACAUCCAACUUUUAUCGCGAGUGAUAAGAAGACUGAUGGCGGGGGACCACCAGGCCGCAGCUACAGCUUUUCUGUCAGUUGUGUUUCCGUUCCGAACCAAACAAGUGCCACUACCGCCCCUUCUGUCGACAACCAGCCUCAGAUCCUCUGUCCCAAAACAGCCUACGACAGUAAGGCGGAGCUGUGGGAGGAAAUCAUCCGAGAAAGAUGCCUUGCCAACCGUUGGCGCAUGGCACUGUCUGCUUGUGAUUCCCAAGCCGCUUCCAGUCUGCUCUUCACUUGGACCGUGGAGAGAAAGGCAGACGUGGUUGGAACUAGUACUGGAGUCGCGGGUGGCAGUUUGCAUCCGGCGCUGUCGUUCCUAAACAAUCCGUCGAAUUCCAAGAAUUCGUCCGAGGAGUUCCUGUUCAUGGUGCAGCUAUUACUCCUGCCGACCAUGGCAGCCCAAAGUGGCAUCUACGACACCUUUCUCAAACAGGUCGCCGUUUCCAACAUUCACCGGCAGCUGACGACGAAGGACACACCGAAAAGACAAAUAACGGCUCCAGGAACUACUACAGAAUUCCCAUCCAUCUCCAUCGAACAGCUCCUGCAGUGCUUUUUUGCCUGCUCGACCUUUCGCGCAACCGUUUUGCUGUUCGGUGAGGGAAGAGAAAACGGGAAUGUCGUGAACGCGUUGGAGAUCGCGAUUGGAGAAAUGCGAGCAAAUUUAUCCAGGAAAAACACCCAUCCCCAUCCAAUUUGUCAUGCAAAACAUGCAUAAAAUCCACUUCCACUGUUUGCCAUGCCAAAAAUGGAUGGGGAUGAGGGUGUUCUCCUGGAUAAAAUUUCGCAGCAUUGUCAGCUGAAAGUCUCGACCACAACACAAUCAAGGACCACAAAAGUGUUGAUAAGAUUCUCCAAUCCGUCGGACGAGUCGUGCCAGAAUACAUGAGUUCUCUGAGCAAGAGGGUGACCACGGAAAAAAGUUCAACCGCGGCAGGGGCAGGAAGCGGCAGUAUCAAAGCGGAGAAGCGGGUUUCUUUCGAUGGCGCAGCAGCGGAACAGGCGGGGAGCUCGGGAGGUCUGCCGGGAGGAGGAGGUGGCUUGUUAGGCGGAACAUCGAGCGACAAGACUGCGACUGGUGUUCCAAAGAUCAUAAAGAGCAACGAAAAUAAGGACUCAACCACUUCUGUGCCUUUGUUCUAUUUGCUCGGUCGACAUCUGGAUCCCGUGUUAGAUCAGGCGUUUUGUUUUGGUUUCCAGGAAAACACUGUGGCUCCUGAUCAGAUGAAAGUUGAAUUUUCUGUCCGAGAGCCACUCUGCACGAUUUCAUCUACAUCUGCCGCGGCCUCAGCAUCAAACUCCACGGCAACAUCUUCAUCCGCAGAGCGGAGCCAGGUUCUGAUAGCGCCUGGCGAAGACGCCGCGCAGUCAACGAUGAUCACAGUUUACCCAUUCGCUUCGUCUUCGAAUAAAUCCGCUGACGCUACCGGUGUCGGUGCAAAGGUAACACUUCAACUGAGCUUACCUGCUCCUGCAGCUUCUUCAAAAGCAGAUCACACCGGCGCCGAACAACCAGCAGCCAAGCCGAAUGUGAUCUUGACAAAACCUCCUCCAGGAAACAAGUCCUCAUCUUCUCUGAAGCUCCGGAUUAACGGAGUUUUGCUUCGAGACGAGAGCUAUGCAUUGCAAAACUAUCGUACUAGUAUAAAUUGCAUUACAAAUUUUCCCAAGAAGAAAAAUGCAAUUUGUCAUGCUAUUUCAGGUAGAAAGUUGGAUUUGUCAUGCAUAUCUGCAAUUAGUACGAGUGCGAUACUUUUGCACAGGAUAAGAGUUGUGCGCUCCAACCAGGCGAUCUUAUUUCGCUGAACGACGUCGGCCCGGUAUUACAACUCGUAUCCGGGGAGAAUAAGAAACCUGACUUUCCGCAGCCGCUCCCCUCCGCAAACGAAAUCCAGACUUUGGCUGCGAUGAACCUGCGGGAAAGCAGCUCCUCGGCGGAUGGAGGCUCCGCCGGCGGAGACAGAACGCCGAUCAAGGAUCCGUACUUCUCCAGUGCGUAUUUCAACGACACAUCACCCACCGCGGUGCGAAAGUCUGGUAGUGUGAGUCCGACGAGAAAUAGGAGUGUGGGAUUGGGAUUUGCACAAGACGAUCCUGUACAGCACCAGCGCGAACGAACGCCCGCAGAUCAAGCACCGCCUCGAUUGCGAUCUUCACAAGGUGGAAACGCAACCUCAUCUGCAGGAGCCACGUCGUCCUCUCCUGUCUACGAGAAGAUUUUAUCCGAAGCAUUUGGAAUCAGUCGCGAUCCGCUGGCGACGGAGGGGAAUCUUUUGUUGCAGGAAUUCAACUUGUUAGACGUCGGGAGAGGAGGUUGCUUCGAGAAAAUCUUCGUAGCAUCUGCAUCUGAGCAAAGCAGCACAGCAGGUUAUAGUAGAGGGACAAGUAAAAGUAGAGGAAGUGGUGCUCGGAAGCAGGUGCUCUACUCGUAUCGCUCCGAGUACUUUGACUCGGAGAAGAUGCUGAAAAACUACUUGCCGAAUCUGCGGUAUUUGUACGCCGCGACAACAGGGGUCAACCCAUCUUCUGCAAGUGCAGCUUCGUCAGCGGCACAGGAACAAGCUGGUGCUCCUACAAAAAUUGCAGGAGCAGGAGCAGUAACAUCCACAACCACGACCAGCACCAGAGCGUCGCGCCUCGCAGACUUGAUUCGCCAAGAGCCAUGGCGAGACCCGUGCAAAAGUUCUUGGAGUUCAUUGGAUUUGGAGUUGUUCCUUGCCGGAUGUUUGUUAAAAGGCGGAGGAAACAGCAGUAGCACGGCGACUGGAGGUGGUGUAGUAUCAAGCGCUGCAGGUGAUGGCACGGCAGUGCGGGAACAAGAACCAAGCGACGCACGGGCAGUAGCCGCGACGGCCGCGGCCUCUGUGCCUGCUGUUUCAUCGCACAUUGCGGCUUCGUCCUUUCUGCAAGGCCGGCAGUUUGCAGAAGAGCGCGCAACGGUUUUCGGUCCGGGAAUUUCCGCAUCCUCUUCUGCGGCCGUGGUGGACCAGGAAACGCAGACAAGCGACGAAUUGAGUCCGAGACGAAAGAGCUUGUCCGAACGGAACGGAGGAAGUACAGGGAUUGAGGGUGGGAGUGGAACGGGUGCAAAUGGGCCAGAUUCUGCUGAUCAUGCCGAUCUUGCACAUAAGAGCAUCGCGAAAGAAGACUUUCUGAAAAUGCAAACUGAUAUAAAGAAGGUCGCAUUGGAAAAGAACUUCGAUUCCGCGCUGAGUCUGCAACUAGAACAAAUCCACAAAAUGAAAGAUCGCUUGAGCCAAAAUCAUCCGAUGAUGCACAGCACGAGAAAAUGAAAACAACACCAGUGAAAGUUGAUGAGCUGA
This is a messenger RNA of Amoebophrya sp. A120, 3923 nucleotides long. NCBI's taxonomy places the organism in Eukaryota, Dinophyceae, Syndiniales, Amoebophryaceae. The record is from the annotation of a GenBank genome assembly.